AUGUGCCUAGAAAUUUGGAGUAUCACCUUAUAUAUGAAAAUGCUAAAUGCUCCAACUGUUGGUAACAUGGUCUCAUAUAGUGUUUUGACUCCAUAUGUUCUCUACUCAAAAGAAGAGCUUUACAAGGAAAAUGAAGAUGGAUCUUCUCUAGUCUCAAAAUCCAUUUUUGAGUACACCGUUGGAAAGGGCUUGUUUCAAGGAUUCCAAAAAUAUGUUUUUCGUAAUUGUUUGACCACGGGAAGACCUCCAAAACGUCGGUCAAAGUUUGGUCAAAAUCACCGAAAAAACCAGUCACCGGAGAGCCUCGCUGGAGAAGAAGGAGUGACGUCAUCAUUGACCAGAGUUUCAGAAAGUUUCAGUUUAGCCCCUGAAGUUCCAUAA
Lactuca saligna is the source of this 381-nucleotide messenger RNA. The record is from the annotation of a GenBank genome assembly. Lineage: Eukaryota; Viridiplantae; Streptophyta; Magnoliopsida; Asterales; Asteraceae.